Messenger RNA from Theobroma umbraticum, 924 nucleotides. NCBI's taxonomy places the organism in Eukaryota, Viridiplantae, Streptophyta, Magnoliopsida, Malvales, Malvaceae. The record is from RefSeq and is a predicted model, not a curated record.
AUGAAUCCCUUCAAAGCUAUCUCCAUCAACACACUCCGAAAUCCCAGAACCUCUUACCGCAACGUUUCAGCUUCGAGUUACCUGAUGCUGAGAACACCCCAUCACUCAAUCCCAACUCAACUGGGCUCAUCAGUCCGCAGCUUCUCAACUGACUCAUACAAGAUAAGAACUCCCAUCCAGUGCCUUCACUUCUUGAUGCCAAUUGUCGAUAAAAUCAGGUAUGUGAUUCCCUUAAGGAGCAAGCAUUCCCUUAAGGAGCAAGCAAUCCCCAUAUCAGACCAAACUGCGAUAACAAAGGACAAUGUUCCUAUAGCCAUUGAUGGGGUGCUUUAUAUAAAGAUUCCGGAUCCCUUGUUGGCAUCUUAUGGCAUCGAAGAUCCUAUAUUUGCAGUCAUUCAACUAUCUCAAACAACAAUGCGAAGCGAGCUUGCGAAGAUCACACUUGACAAGACUUUUGAAGAGCAUGAUAUUCUCAACAAAAACAUUCUCGAUGCUAUUAACGACUGGCCUUUGAAAACGAAUUGGGGUCUAGAAUGUUUGCGGUAUGAGAUCAAAGAUGUAUCACCACCGAAAGGUGUGAGGAAGGCCAUGAAUAGUCAAGCAGAAGCCGAACGCAAGGGGCGUGCUCAGAUUCUUAAUUCCGAUGGUGAUCAAAGACAAGCAAGUGAAGCGGAGGCUAUACUUGCGAAUGCACAAGCUACUGCAAAGGCGAUAAGAGAUGUCUUGAAUGCUAUAUGCUCGCCCAGGGGAAGGGAAGCGACAGGAAUGAGGGUUGCAGAGCAGCACAUUGAAGCAUUUGGUGAGAUGGGGAAGAAGAGCACGAUAACUUUGCUUCCAAGCAAUAUUGCGAAUCCUGCCAGCAUGAUAACAAAGGCUCUAGGCAUAUAUAAAAGCAUGAUGAAGAAAAAUUCUGGUGAUGAUUGA